Messenger RNA from Trichogramma pretiosum, 457 nucleotides. RefSeq lists its product as uncharacterized. The record is from RefSeq and is a predicted model, not a curated record. The transcript has 3 exons. Bases 59 to 457 code for a protein of 132 amino acids. Lineage: Eukaryota; Metazoa; Arthropoda; Insecta; Hymenoptera; Trichogrammatidae. Gene Ontology annotation, cellular component: extracellular region. Gene Ontology annotation, molecular function: chitin binding.
CGCGAUUUAAUCUCAAAAAAGCAUACGCAGCUCGACGUCGCAGUUUGCUAGCAGCAUCAUGAGGAAUCUUCAAUCAGUCUUGCUUUGGGUGAUCGUGGGUACUAGUUUCGCUCAAAACAAUCACUUCAAUUCCUAUCUGAAUCAACAAUAUCAACAACCGGCCACACUACUCGAUUCUAUGCAUACAAUCUAUCAUCCCGAAGGGGGAUAUAACAAUCCAUGCAGAUAUUCCUCCGAUCCACAGUGCACUGAAAGAGCAACAGUCCCGACAAAAGCUGGGCCAAACGAACAAUGCCCUCAAUCCUACGGUUCCUUCAGAAACAACCUGGACAACGGAAAGUUCAUAAGAUGCAUCGAGUACUUACCCUAUUAUUUCGAAUGUCCCGCUGGAACGAUCUACGAUCAUUCAAAUCAUCGCUGCGAUUAUCGCAACAAGGUUUACAACUAUGAUGGAUAA